Pseudocercospora fijiensis CIRAD86 is the source of this 195-nucleotide messenger RNA. RefSeq lists its product as uncharacterized. Gene Ontology annotation, cellular component: membrane. The transcript has a single exon. The annotation marks the transcript as partial. The record is from RefSeq and is a predicted model, not a curated record. NCBI's taxonomy places the organism in Eukaryota, Fungi, Ascomycota, Dothideomycetes, Mycosphaerellales, Mycosphaerellaceae. Gene Ontology annotation, molecular function: electron transfer activity.
UAUCUUCUACCUUUCUACACUAUAUUAAGAUCUAUACCUAACAAAUUAUUAGGUAUUAUUACAAUGUUUUCUACAAUCUUAAUAAUAAUAAUUAUGCUAUUUAUAGAUUUAGGUAGAAGUAGGGGAUUACAAUUCAGGCCUUUAAGUAAAAUAGCAUUUUUUGUUUUCGUAGCAAAUUUUCUAGUUUUAAUAUAA